Messenger RNA from Calidris pugnax (ruff), 1582 nucleotides. It is a transcript of the gene CCND2, whose product is annotated as cyclin D2. The record is from RefSeq and is a predicted model, not a curated record. The transcript is spliced from 3 exons. The annotation marks the transcript as partial. NCBI's taxonomy places the organism in Eukaryota, Metazoa, Chordata, Aves, Charadriiformes, Scolopacidae.
CCUUUGCAGGAAUGGGAGCUGGUGGUCCUGGGGAAGUUGAAGUGGAACCUCGCGGCAGUCACCCCGCAUGAUUUCAUCGAACACAUCCUAAGGAAGUUGCCUCUACCUAAAGACAAGUUGCUUUUGAUCCGGAAGCAUGCACAAACCUUCAUUGCCCUUUGUGCCACAGAUUUUAACUUUGCCCUGUACCCACCGUCAAUGAUAGCAACUGGAAGUGUGGGAGCAGCCAUCUGUGGCCUUCAGCUCAAUGACGGGGACAGGUUCACGGACCUCCUGGCCAAGAUCACAAACAUAGAUGUGGACUGCCUUAAAGCUUGUCAAGAACAGAUCGAGGCGGUGCUAGUGAACAGCCUUAGGCAAGUCCGGCGGCAGCAACAGCAAAGCAAUCCUUCUAAGACGGUGGACGAACUGGACCAGGCCAGCACUCCCACAGACGUGAGAGAUAUCGACCUGUGAGGACAUCGGCACAGAAAGUCACGCUUGCUCCCCCAGCCCUUUUAUUUUUAUUACUAUUUUUAGAGUGAAAUCUUUUUUUUUUUUUUUUUUUUCAUCUGCUCCCACAUAGAACCUAUUUAAAGCUCUUUUAGAUAAAACAAAAAAUUACAAAAACUGAAUAAUGAAAAAAAAAAAAAAAAGCAUUUGGUGCCUGUGAUGUUCUACAGAAGGGAAUCCCACAAUAUAUUUGGUAAUUGCUAUUUGAUUAUGUAUCAGUGAUAUUAAAUGCUUAUAAAAGCAUACAAAGUAGCUAGAUAAAUGUAAGCCUGCAUUUGUGGGAACAAAGUAGAGUAUACUUGUCUGUGUAUUAUGACCUAGUGCAUACACCCCUUUUUUAGAUUUAAGAAAGGAAUCGUGUGUGCGAUUUUAUGGCUUGACUAGAUUGCAAAGCAAUAGAAUAAGGGGUUUAGGGCAAAGCGGGAAAAGAUCCCUGAAGCAAUUGAACCAUUUUGAAUGCAGAAGAGAUUUGCUGAUCUGUCACCUCUGUUAUUAGUCAGAAGUGUUUGUUGGAUCUCUGUAUGUUAGUUUUGUUUACUCUUGCUGUCUGUGGUAGCUGCUACCUAAGAAAGAAGAUGCUUUAUUUUGCCAGCCAGAAGAGCAGGUGGUUUUGGGGUUUUUUUUAUUGGGUUUAUUUUUGUUUUGGUUUUGGUUGGUUUUUGUUUGGUUUUUUUUUUUUUUUUUUUUCAAAUCACCCUCUCCCCUCUUGACUUUUUCUACUUUUCCUUCAGAAAUGUUUCAUUCUAAACACAGCAGCAUCUUUGGCAUAAGGGCAAUCCCAUUUUACCCAACUGUGGGCCAAGCCAAAGUUUCCCGAGUGUGUUCACGUUAGGUGGGGGAAAUGCACCAAUUAAUUCCGAGCAGACGGCUUAAUCAGCCCGCCUCCGACCUUUGGAUUGCAAGAUGUGGUGGAUCAUCUGUGAAAAAGCAUUAUAUUCCAGGACAGCACUAAUGCUUCACGUCAAUGUUAACUUUUGGCAGCUCCUUAGCUUGGCCGUAAAGACAUUGAAAUGAUGCUCUGUCCAUCUUCCUUUUUAACAUCUCCUCACUGGGUUAAAAGAAGAUGAGAUUUGGUUUGAUCCCUUUUCUA